AUGAGGAGCCGUCAGAUCAUCUCUCCCGUUUCACCAUCAGCUCGCUUUGUCAGCUCUGGAGUCGGUUAUCCACGAAAAGCGAGUGCUUCCCAGUCUCCGCUAGUUCAGGAAACACGGCCGGGAGCAUAUACCGUGGCGCCUGGUUCACCCUUGCCUGUGGAUUCCGUAACUGGACAGUCGAUGUCCGUGUCGGGAUAUCAACAGCCUGCUCCAGUAUCCGUUCAUUCCACACCAACCUUCCAUAGCCGCCGGACAAGUGCUAAUCCAACACCAAACCCGAGCUCUCAGGAGACGAGCCCUACGACACCCAUCUCGACCUUUAGUCAAUUUGGCCGGUCAUCUCCUGCGGCUACUACUGCUUCUGGCCCACAGCCUGCGCCGUCAUAUUUGCAUACCACUCCGCAUACAACAAUGGAGCCAGUCAGCCGACUGCCUUCAGUAGUUGCAGGCCACAAGCAUGUGAGUGAGGAGCCCGUCGUCCUGCCUAGUUCCCAAGCGGAAAAUCCCCCUUACCCCGGGAUGAUCCCCUGUAUCCUAGACCUAAAGUCCGGCUCUUCUAGCCAGGCCGAGAAGCGAAAGGCAAAUAGUGAUGCGUCGAGGAGGUUCCGCAACAGGAAACGAAAUGAGCUACAAAUGGAGCAGAAGAUCACGGCCCAGCAGGAUGAAAUCCGGAAGCAAACGGAAGUGCUGCAGAGGCAGGCCCAAGAGAUUCGGGCCCUGAUGCAAGAGCGAGACUUUUACCGCUCCGAGAGGGACUUCUACCGCGAGCACGUCAGCCGUCUCGGGCCUUCCGGUCAAAUCCCGGCCCGGCCAGCCUCUCCACGCUCCUUUCAAUCCUCGGAUCGUGACCCUCAGGUCUGGCCUAGUACAGACGCCACACAGCGAGCUGUGGAUACAAGCGGAGUGCCACCGCCCGCCUCAGCUACUAGAGCAGCUGGUAGCUGGCCAAGUCGAGGGACUCUGGCAGAUGAACAGCAGGCAAGAUCACUGCCACAGUUCCCUGGGCCAUGGACCCGCGCUUGA
Aspergillus caelatus is the source of this 1023-nucleotide messenger RNA. RefSeq lists its product as uncharacterized. Gene Ontology annotation, biological process: regulation of DNA-templated transcription. The record is from RefSeq and is a predicted model, not a curated record. The coding region runs from base 1 to 1023 and encodes 340 amino acids. The transcript has a single exon. NCBI's taxonomy places the organism in Eukaryota, Fungi, Ascomycota, Eurotiomycetes, Eurotiales, Aspergillaceae. Gene Ontology annotation, molecular function: DNA-binding transcription factor activity.